UCCAAUUGAUCCUUUCACUCGUGAAAGUUGCAAGCCAUCUAUAUCUCAAGGUGUUCCACUUGGAGGCAUGGGGUUUGUGGUGUACAAGCUUGUUGAUACAAAUUUUUCAACUUUGUUCUUUUUUAUUUGAUCAAACUGAUGUGCUUGUUUGUUUAUGUCUCAUACAAAAGUGGCAGCAUAUCUAGAGGUUUUAGAGGUGAAUUCAGGCAAUUUAAAAUUGUUCCUGGUUUAUGUGAAGGUUCUCCAGUCAUGGCCAAUCAAUUUUCUAUUUUCAUAUCAAGAGAUGGAGGACAUAAAAAUUACUCAUCAGUUUUGGCUCCAGAUAAACAUGAAGGAAUAGGGAAAGUGGGUGAUCAGGGUAUAUCUUCGUGGGACUGGAAUCUUAAUGGCCAGCAUUCCACAUAUCAUGCUCUAUUCCCAAGGGCAUGGACGAUAUAUGAUGGUAUUAACAUACUUUUUUUCUAUUUUCCCAGAAGUUCAUUUCCCUCGAAUCCUUUUUGUAAAUUAUGUUGGCUUGUGUUUUAG
Messenger RNA from Humulus lupulus (European hop), 525 nucleotides. RefSeq lists its product as uncharacterized. Gene Ontology annotation, molecular function: beta-glucosidase activity. Lineage: Eukaryota; Viridiplantae; Streptophyta; Magnoliopsida; Rosales; Cannabaceae. The transcript is spliced from 3 exons. The record is from RefSeq and is a predicted model, not a curated record. The coding region runs from base 139 to 525 and encodes 128 amino acids.